AUGAAAUCGAAUAAUGAUUGGAAUGACAGGACAUCUGAAUUCUUUAAAACUUUGACGAAUAUACAUGACCUUGCCUUACGAGGUACUUUCGUAAUACCAUUGUGUACUGCAACAGUCACUGAACCUAUUGACAGUGUAUUGAAAAUCACGCAUCGUAAACAUGUGUAUUUGCCGAUUGCUUCUCUGGAUCCCCCUACCAUUAUUAAAGGCGGUGUUGUAACUUCUAUCUUUCAAACAGAUGACCAUAUCAUUAAAAUGCUGGUAAAUGACUGUGGUGGACAUGGGAGGGCCCUCGAAGUUUUACAGGAAAUCUUAAAAGACCGUUAUAUUCAAAAUGUAAACAUCAACGAUAUGAUGAAUGAUUUGCGCAUUAGACUUUAUGACCGGUACCAUGAGGCACUUAUUUUAUCACCUAGUGAAGCUAGAGCUAUUGCACAAGCAACACUUACUCGACAUCUCUUGAAAUUUAAUAAGCAUUUCCUGGCACAAAUAAGUAUCCCAAUCAUAUUGAACAACCUGGGCUAA
This is a messenger RNA of Funneliformis caledonium, 525 nucleotides long. The record is from the annotation of a GenBank genome assembly. Lineage: Eukaryota; Fungi; Glomeromycota; Glomeromycetes; Glomerales; Glomeraceae.